AUUUUUGAUUGAAUUUUGCUUGUCUAGAUCAGAUUUUUAAUGUGAAUAGCACUGAAAAUUGCACUAUGCCCCUGUCCCACGGACCUUACAAGACAAAUACAUUUAUCACUGCAGAUUAUUGUUAGAAUGGCCAGUAUAGUAGGAUGCGGUUAGGGGUUGGGAAGGCUGGAACAGGGUCAGAAAAGGAAGACCCAGCUGCAGAAGCAGAUUCUGAAACACAUUCAGUUCAUGGAAAAUGGGCUGUAAAAUCAGGUGAAGGGCAUUAACUCCUGAGUAAUCCUGAUUCAGACUAUCUGCAUUCCACCCCCCUCCCCCCCCAGCAUAUAACCAAUGAAAGGUGCUGAGCACCUUAAGUGCUAUGAUGAAUGUCCUCAACUUUCAUUCAUGUCAAUGGGAGUAGAUAGCACUCAGCACCUAUCAGGAUUGGGCCCUCAGAGGAGGAGUUGCAGGCACAUCAAAAGGAUCUGUUUGAAGAACUGGCUACUGUGUCUGUUUGUGGCUACUGUGGAAAUGCAGCAGAAUUGUUAUAACGCUAGUCACAGACUGAGGGUGGAUGGUGUCACGGUGAGGCAUGGAGUCAGAUUCAGGAAAUGUGGGUCCAGUUCUGAGUUUUGCUUGUGAAAUUGGGUGGCUCAUUUGUUCUCUUUGUAUCCCCUCAGUAAAACGGGGAUAUUAGUCCUUCCUUUGUCUGUUUUGUCUUUAUCUAGAUUGUAAGCUCAGUGGGACAGGGACGAUUUCCUAUUUUUGUUUGUACUGCAUGUUGCACAAUGGGGCCUCAAUCUCAGUUGGAGCCACUAGACCACAUGUGUCAAACUCAAGGCCCGCGGGCCACAUCCGGCCCGCCAUACAAUUAUAUCCGGCCCGCGAAAUCGUUUUAUAUAUCUGUUUUUAAUGGCCCUGUGAUAUGACGCCCCAAUAACACACACUACAAAUCCCAUGAUGCAGUGCAAUUGCCGCCAACGGCAAGCCGCGGUUCAAGUUCGCGGUCUGUUGAUGUAUACAACGCUAAUCUCAAAUCAAAGCUAGACCCCAACAAUGGCCAAGAGAAAAAUUGAUUCUGAAAACCGAGGCUUUCAAAGCCGGUGGGAGAAUGAGUAUAUGUUUACUGAAAUUGCAGGUAAACCAGUGUGUCUCCUUUGCGGGAGUAAUAUCGCUGUAAUGAAGGAGUAUAACCUAAGAUGGCACUACGAGACGAAACAUGAGAACAAAUUCAAAAACCUGAGCGCAGGACAGAAGCUACAAAAGGUAGAGGAGUUGAAGAAGAAUUUGACAUCCCAGCAGACGUUUUUCACCAAAGCAAAAUCACAAAGUGAAGCUGCUGUGAAAGCAAGUUUCAUUGUGGCCGAAGAGAUCGCCAAAUCAGGACGGCCGUUUACCGAGGGGGAAUUCGUAAAGAAUUGUAUGAUGAAAGUGUGCGACGUCCUUUGUCCAGAUAAAACGCGAGCGUUUGCAAAUGUAAGCCUCAGCAGAAACACUGUUGCUAAUCGGGUUUGUGAGAUGGCGACUGAUUUGAAAACACAGUUGAUUGAAAGAGCAAAAGAUUUUGUUGCAUACUCCCUUGCCGUGGAUGAAACUACUGACGCGACUGACACUGUACAGCUGGCGAUAUUUAUCCGUGGUGUGGAUUCCAAUUUGUGCGUAACAGAGGAAAUACUGGACAUUAAAUCGAUGCACGGGACAACGAAAGGAGAAGACAUCUUUGGAAAUGUAUUUCAAAGUGUAACCGACAUGAAACUGCCGUGGGAAAAACUCGUUGGACUUACAACAGAUGGCGCACCUGCUAUGUGUGGUGAAAAAAAUGGACUGGUGGGAAGGAUGCGCUCAAAGAUGCGGGAGGAGAACUGUGCCGGUGAGUUGACAGUGUAUCACUGCAUCAUACACCAGGAAUCGCUGAGUGCUAAAGUCCUAAAAAUGGAUCAUGUGAUGAACACUGUAACACAAACCGUCAACUUUAUCAGAGCCCACGGUUUAAAUCACCGCCAAUUCCAGUCUUUUCUGCGGGAAAUAGAUAGCGAGUUUGGCGAUAUGCCAUAUCAUACGGAGGUCCGGUGGCUAAGUCGGGGAAAAGUUCUCAAAAGACACUUUGAGCUGCGAGAGGAAAUCUGCCAGUUCAUGGACAGUAAGGGGAAAGACUGCACAGUUCUGCGGGAUGAAAAGUGGAAAUGUGAGUUGGCGUUCCUGGCUGACAUAACGUCGCAUCUUAGCGCUUUAAACCUUCAACUCCAGGGACGGGAGCACAUAAUAACCGAUAUGCAUGAUGCAGUGAAGGCAUUUCAAGUGAAGCUGCGCUUAUGGGAGACACAAAUGCACCAAUGCAACUUGUCUCACUUUCCCUGUUGCCAAGUAAUACGGAACCAAGAAAGUGCCACAGUUUUCCCAAAUGCCACCUUUGCUGAAAAACUCAGCGCGCUGCGCACUGAGUUCGCACGGCACUUCAGUGACUUUGAGGCACAGAAAAGUAACUUCGAGCUGCUUCGCAAUCCAUUUGCAGUCGAUGUGGAAACCGCACCUGUAGAAAUGCAGAUGGAGCUGAUAGAACUGCAAUGUAACGGGACACUGAAGGCAAAGUACGACACUGCGGGGCCAGCACAGUUCACUCGCUUCAUUCCUGAAGCGAUGCCGCAGCUCCGCCAACAUGCGGCUCGAAUCCUGUCCAUGUUUGGCAGCACAUAUCUGUGCGAGCAGCUGUUCUCUGUGAUGAAAAUUAACAAAACGUCACACAGGAGUCGCCUCACUGAUGAACACCUGCAAUCGAUCCUGAGAAUCUUCACAACACAGAACCUAACCCCAAACAUAAACGAACUUGUUGCAAAGAUAAGACUCCAAGUAUCAGGCUCUGACUAAAUAGGACAAGAAAAUGGAAUGUUAUGAUUUGUUAUGAUUAUACUUUUGCUUUAAAUUCAAUUUUUUAUUUAUAUUUUCAGAUUUUUUAAUAUUCCAGCAUGUACAGAUUUUGAAUGUAUUGUAUUGACAGGAUAUUUUUUUAUGAAGAGCAAAAUAUUUUAAGUUGAAAUGUAUUUAUUUUGGAAUGAUAUCCUGUAUUUUGGUUCAUAUUAAUGGUUAAAAAACAUAAAUAUUUAGUCUGUUAAAUAAAUGGUUAUACUGUU
Malaclemys terrapin pileata is the source of this 3107-nucleotide messenger RNA. Its product is annotated as general transcription factor II-I repeat domain-containing protein 2A-like. The coding region runs from base 1036 to 2844 and encodes 602 amino acids. The record is from RefSeq and is a predicted model, not a curated record. The transcript has a single exon. NCBI's taxonomy places the organism in Eukaryota, Metazoa, Chordata, Testudines, Emydidae.